CAUUUGACGAUUUAAUCGGAAAAGACAUCACUUUGGGACCCAGACUUCACCCAGACUUCUACGGACCGCCUCCUGACUCUGACUGCGAGACUUCUGGGAGGAAAAACACGUGAGAUCUGUGUGAGCCAAAGCCCAGCUGUGCUCGUGACGUCCAGACCUCCUGCACACGUCCUCACAUCUGGAGUUAAGUCCUCACACACUCAUGGACACAAUCACAUACACAUCUAAACAAACAUGCACAUACAUACUCAGAAACAUAUACACUCGCCCACUCAUGCAAACACGCAUACUCCCUACUGCUCCUGCUAUGCCCUUCUCUGCUACUUCUGCUAUGCCCAUCUAUGUUGUUCCUAUUAUGCCCCCCUCCUGCCACUCCUGCCAUAGCCCUCUCUGCUGCCCGCGCUAUGCACCUUUCUGCUGCUCCUGCUCUGACCCCCCUGCUGCUCCUGCUAUGCCCCUCCCUGCUACUCCUCCUAUGCCCACCUCUUAUGCUCCUGCUAUGCUCCUCCCUGCUACUCCUCCUAUGCCCACCUCUUAUGCUCCUGCUAUGCCCCUCUCUGCUACUCCUCCUAUGCCCACCUGUGAUGCUUCUGCUAUGCUCCUCCCUGCUACUCCUCCUAUGCCCACCUCUUAUGCUCCUGCUAUGCUCCUCCCUGCUACUCCUCCUAUGCCCACCUCUUAUGCUCCUGCUAUGCCCCUCCCUGCUACUCCUCCUAUGCCCACCUCUUAUGCUUCUGCUAUGCCCCUCCCUGCUACUCCUCCUAUGCCCACUUCUGAUGCUCCUGCUAUGCUCCUCCCUGCUACUCCUCCUUUGCCCACCUCUGAUGCUCCUGCUGUGCCCACCUCUACCGCUUUUGCUGGUAAGCUCCGCACUCGUCGUAGGUUUCGCCAUGUUCCUUACGCUCAGGCACGCUCUGCUGCCCCUGCUAUUCCUGCUGUGCCCACCUCUGCUGCUCCUGCUCUGCCCACCUCUACUGCUUCUGCUUGCAAGCUCUACACUCGUCCUAAGUUUCACAUUGUUCCUUAUGCUGAGGCACGUGCUGCUGCUCCUGAUAUGUACCUCCCUGAUCUUCCUGAUACGCCCACUUCUACUGUUAAUCCUCUGAACCCCUAUGAUUGGUAUGCCCCUGCCUGCUCUGUAUACGUGGCACUCCGCUGACUUUUUUCUGGCACUCCACUGAUCCCAACUGACUAUGACAUUGUAUCAUAUUGUAUAUAGGUGUGGAAAAAAAAAAGUUUUUAUAUAUAUAUAUAUAUAUUGAUAUUGAUUGUUCUGUCAGACAGGGCUGUGUUUAGCUGCUUUGCAUGUUUCCUCAGAAGGGUCACGUGAUGGUGUAGUGUCAAGUUUUGUUGGCGGCUUACAUUGUCAGACAGUAGGAGAAGCAUACGCCCCCUACUGUCUGAUGCCUUCUCCAGGACUGCAUCCCAUUGCAUUUUGUUUGUCUAUUCCUUCCUGAUUUGAAGGACUUUGAAUGGGGAAAGGUCCUCACCUGAUACUCUGAAAGAUAUAAUAUUUAGAUUUGAAUUGCUUAAUUGGUAUGACCACAGAGGGUGGUAGCUAUAGCUUGAAACCCAUGAUAUGGCUGUUUCUGCUUGGAAAACAAGAACGAGCAGGUCCAAGGAGCAUAAAUUGUGACAAGUGAGCCUACUUCUUAUCACACACAGGAUAAAAUGCCAAACAGUAGGGGGGCUUCAGACUUUUUUUUUGCAGUGCCUGACUAUUUAUGCAUAUACAAUCUAAUUUGCAUAUGUAUAUAUGUGUAAAAACAUAUUUUAUGUUUGUGAUCUGAAUUUGUGGAUCUCCUAAUUUGUGUAUUCUUCAUCAACGCUUUACACAUUCCAUGAUAUAUAUAUUAUGCAUUGUGGAAAAAUCUGAGAUUUUGAAUUCAUUGUUUUUGCUGCAUCAAUAACUUAAUAUAACACAUUUUCACCCCCACAGGGUGCGUACCCUACUCUGCUGUUUAGUGCCUUAUCCCAUGUGUGUGAUAUGCUCCUUGAACCUGUUCGUAUUUUUAUUUUCAAAUACAAACAGCCAACAGACAAACAAGAUGCUGUAGGAUGCAGUAGGGGGCGUAUGCUUCCCCUACUGUCUGGCAAAACCAUGUAAGCCGCCUACAAAACACUCCACUACAC
Periophthalmus magnuspinnatus is the source of this 2133-nucleotide messenger RNA. RefSeq lists its product as uncharacterized. The transcript is spliced from 2 exons. NCBI's taxonomy places the organism in Eukaryota, Metazoa, Chordata, Actinopteri, Gobiiformes, Gobiidae. The coding region runs from base 203 to 1159 and encodes 318 amino acids. The record is from RefSeq and is a predicted model, not a curated record.